GCUUCCGGGUGCCCUGGCGGAGUGCUUCCGGUCGGGUGACCUUGCUGCCGCUGUCCUGUUGGCGAUGGCCGCCCUGACUGGGCUGCCGGUGCUUUGCCGACGUGGUUUUAAACCAUUGCUCAAUACAUCGUUCCUGGUUAGACCUCUUCUCGCUUCUAGAAGGGCAUCGGAGCCCCCGCUGGCCCUGGCCUCACAGUUUCAUGUGUCUCACCAACAUUCAGCUGGCUCUCGUGCUGCUUCCCUACACUGGACCAGCGAGCGAGUGGUCAGCAUAGCAUUACUGGGUCUCCUACCAGCAGCCUACUUCUGUCCAGGAGCAAUCGUGGACUAUUCUCUCGCUGCUUCUCUCACUCUCCACAGUCACUGGGGUUUUGGACAAAUCUGCACCGAUUAUGUGCACGGAGACACACAGCUGAAACUGGCCAAAGCGGGCAUCAGCAUCCUCUCCACAGUGACCUUCGCUGGCCUGUGCUACUUCAAUUACCACGACGUGGGUAUCUGCAAGGCUGUGGCCAUGCUCUGGAGCCUCUGAUUACUCGUGCCGUCCUCUCGACCAUCCCGGGCGGGCUGCUCGCUUUCAUUCUCCAUUUUAUUCCUGAAUUUCCGAAACAGUGUGUGCGGGAGCAAUUUUUUUGGGACAAAGAGUUGAUGGUGAAUCUGCUGCAAUUUCAGAAUGUAUUUUUCAAACCCACGCAUUGCACACUGAGCGCAGAUGUUGCCUUAUGCAGUGCUGUUGCCUUUUCAAAAUAAAUUGCUCUCACUUCUUUCUGCCUUCCCCUUCUCCCCACUGACCGUGCAUAAAUUCCUGUGGUGAUCUGAUCCACGCAAAUUAAGGGGUUUGACCGUCCACAAAUAAUUUUAUUUGUUGUCCAUUUCCCACCAGUUUAUCUCUCUCUUUCCAAUUCCAACUCCUUUUCCUCCAUGUCCCCCUCAUAUGUUUGCUGUUCAAGCUAAUCAACUCGACUUUUUUGACGUUAAACACCUCAGCGUCUAUGCAAUUCUGUCAUCAUUUGAUGACACCCAUUCAGUGGGGAGUAUUGCCCACCAUCUGCUGCUGACCGCACAGUAGACUCCUUCCCAUUUAACAGCGAGAGAAACUAAACCCCAUCUCACAAAAACGCCAGUCUCAUUGCCGUUCUCAUUAAGUUUACUGUACGCUGCCAACUGGAGUUGCGUUGUGAGUAAAAUAUCUGAACCCUUUGGCUUACGUAAGUAUAACCUAGGCAGCUAUGUCUUCAAGCUUGUCAUCUGUGUUUUAACAGCUAUCCAUCUCUAUAUAUGUACAAUUUUGUUUGUAGAUUUGACCUGAUUUAAGUGUGUUGCGUGGCUAGUCAACUCGCACUUUCAAUGAGCUUCAGAAAGGAUACACUUUGAAUUUAGAUCUCAGUUGGAUGAAAGUUCGGUUUCUUAUCUUGCGUUUUCUACUUGUGAUCACAAUGGAAAAUAAUGUGAAGCAGAACUGGCGAAGGUCAACCAAUGAUCUAUCUACAAGAUCCUGUGGCAUUAAGAGAAAAGUUUCUUCUAGUAUCUUAGCCACUAGCCCUGCAGAUAAAUUGGUCAUUCACUCUGUGGAUGUGCAUGUUUGCUCACAACAUACAGUCACUACAGUUGACAGCAGUUCCCUUUGCGAUGUUUCGCAUUGUAAGUCAGGUGUAUCAAGCUCAAAGGGUAUUAAAUGUGCCUUGGGAGGCUGGGAUGCAGCUGAACAUCUAGCUUUUGCUACGUAUUAACAGUCGACUUAUACGGGAUUAAUGGUCAAUUGAGUGUCAACAAAGGGGGAAGAGAUGGGCUGAAACAUUCUUGAAGAGUAUUCUCAGUAUCUUGAACUAAUAAGUGUCGUAACCAUUCUGUUUGAAAGAUUUCAGGAAAUGCCAUUGCUGUGUGAAUGUCUUUGCCAGCAUUGCAACCAACUCGAUGGCUAGUUUUCAAAGAGACAAAUAAAGAUGGGGUUUAAGAAACAA
Callorhinchus milii (elephant shark) is the source of this 1961-nucleotide messenger RNA. RefSeq names its product succinate dehydrogenase complex, subunit D, integral membrane protein b (gene sdhdb). Gene Ontology annotation, cellular component: membrane; mitochondrial envelope. The record is from RefSeq and is a predicted model, not a curated record. Gene Ontology annotation, biological process: mitochondrial electron transport, succinate to ubiquinone; tricarboxylic acid cycle. The transcript has 4 exons. Gene Ontology annotation, molecular function: heme binding; ubiquinone binding. NCBI's taxonomy places the organism in Eukaryota, Metazoa, Chordata, Chondrichthyes, Chimaeriformes, Callorhinchidae. The coding region runs from base 65 to 532 and encodes 155 amino acids.